AUGUCCAUAGAAAUCUUAAACACAGUAUCUUCAAUAAUAUUCACUUCAACACUUCAAGGAGAAUUUCCAGUAAAAAUUAUUCGCAAAAUUUUGGCAUAUCUAAAUACAAAAAAGUAUGAAACCAAUACCUUAUUUAAUCAAUUAAAAAAAUCAAAAAAAAAUAAAGAAUAUUUUGUACUGCUUGGAUUUUUUCAUGAAUAUGGAAUCGGAACGAAAAUUGAUCCUAUUGCGGCAUUUCAAUAUUACAAGGCAGCUAACGCUGGGCAUGCCGGUGCGCUGAUUGAAUUGGCUAGAUGUUAUUCCGAGGGACGUGGAACACGACAAAAUCAUCGAAAAGGUUUUCUUGCUUGGAGAAUUUUGGCAAGCUCUAAAAGUAUAGGCGCGUAUCCUUGGUUGGCGUCAGCAUAUGAAGCUGGUUGGGGAACGAUGAAAGAUAGGCAUGAAGCUAUAAAGUG
Molecule: messenger RNA, 455 nt
Organism: Ambispora leptoticha
Lineage: Eukaryota; Fungi; Glomeromycota; Glomeromycetes; Archaeosporales; Ambisporaceae
Source: the annotation of a GenBank genome assembly